Suillus paluster is the source of this 2378-nucleotide messenger RNA. Its product is annotated as N-anthranilate isomerase. Gene Ontology annotation, cellular component: cytosol. The transcript has 6 exons. Bases 42 to 2378 code for a protein of 778 amino acids. Gene Ontology annotation, biological process: L-tryptophan biosynthetic process. The record is from RefSeq and is a predicted model, not a curated record. Lineage: Eukaryota; Fungi; Basidiomycota; Agaricomycetes; Boletales; Suillaceae. Gene Ontology annotation, molecular function: phosphoribosylanthranilate isomerase activity; indole-3-glycerol-phosphate synthase activity.
AUAUCUGUUUCACUAGUAAGUACACGUCUUGCAAAGCCAGGAUGACGCCAGCGCCACUUCCAGCGACGCUCUCUGGUGAUAUAGACACGCUUAUGAUCGAUAAUUUCGAUUCAUUCACGUGGAAUCUAUACCAAGUACUCUCACUUCUCGGAACACAGGUCACUGUCAUUCGUAACAAUGCGCUCACUCCUGACCAGCUCCCUCUUCUUCGCAUUAACCGCCUCAUAGUCAGCCCAGGUCCUGGUCACCCCAAGACCGACUCUGGCGUGUCUAGAGACGCGAUCAAGUAUUUUGCAGGCAAAGUCCCAGUGUUAGGUGUUUGCAUGGGUUUGGAGUGCAUCGUCGAUGUAUACGGUGGUGAGAUCGGUUAUGCCGGGGAAAUAAAGCAUGGAAAGCUGUCCCCCAUCACCCAUGACGCACGCUCCAUUUUUAUCUCCUUGCCCCAGUCCAUCCUGAGCACCCGUUACCAUUCCCUCUCGGCCUCUCUCCUCUCCCUGCCUUCUUGUCUCAUGGUCACCAGUGCCACCUCCGACACUGGUGUCAUAAUGGGCGUCCGCCACCGCACCUACGUCGUCGAAGCCGUGCAGUACCACCCAGAAUCCAUCUUAUCACAGGAGGGUGAAGGUCUCCUGAGGAAUUUCUUGGAACUAAAAGGAGGCACUUGGGAAGAGAACCCCCACGCAAAAGUGAACGAUCCAGAGAUGCCCCCCUUCCCAUACGACGCUCUUACAGACAAGUCCAAAUCUAUCACUACAGACGACGCCAAGUCCUCCGCCCCCUCCAUCCUCACAAAAAUCGCAAAAAAACGCACCUCCGAGCCCUCUAACGCACACCUCUCCCUGCACCUCGCACCUCCGCCGAUAUCCCUCUCCCAGCGGCUGCUUCACGCGCGCAACGGCAUGGCACUGCUCGCUGAAAUAAAGCGCGCGUCCCCGAGCGCCGGAGCAAUUGCUCCGCACACAUCUGCCCCGCACACAGCACUAUCCUACGCUCUUGCUGGUGCAAGUGCCAUCAGCGUGCUCACAGAACCAACAUACUUUCACGGCCACCUCGAGGAUAUGCGUGCCGUUCGAUUGGCCAUUGACGGCCUAAGUUCUAGGCCUGCCGUGCUCAGGAAGGAUUUUGUACUCAGCGAGUAUCAGAUUGUGGAGGCCCGUCUGGCUGGUGCAGAUAGUGUCCUCCUCAUCGUGGCUAUGCUGGGUAAGGCCAGGACACGGGAACUGCUCGAGUAUAGCAUGACCCUCGGCAUGGAACCUUUGGUGGAAGUGAACUCCCCUUCCGAACUUCAUAUCGCGCUCGACGUCGGUGCCAAGGUCAUUGGGGUGAACAACCGCAACUUGCACUCAUUCACCGUCGACAUGAGCACGACCUCGGGCGUCGCAGAGGUUCUGGAGCAAAAAGGAAAAACUGGAGAGGUCAUCUUGUGCGCGUUGAGUGGGAUCAAGGGCCCCGCCGACGCUAUUCUAGUUGGAGAGUCACUGAUGCGCGCGAAGGACAAGGGCAAGUUUAUAAGACAACUAUUGGAUUGGGAUGAGCCCGUUCCAAAAUCCCCCUCUUCACCCUCGAUCCCCCAUAUCAAUCCCUCCUACCGCCCUCCCCUGAGCACAGCAAACGCCGGCGCAGACUUCCUUGGCCUUGUCUUUGUCCCCACCUCAAAGCGCUCCGUGAGCGUGCACCUUGCGCGAGAGAUCUCUUUGGCAGUGCGCAACGCCUACCCACUUCCUGAUUCCGAUUCCGAUGAGGGUGAAGAUGAAACUUCGAACCUACCCCUUCCGUGGUUCACAUCGCACGUCCGUGCCUCUUACAUCCCAUCACCCAUGCGCAAGACGCGACCCCUCCUCGUUGGGGUAUUCCAGAAUCAGCCCUUGCGCUACAUUCAGCGAGUCGUGCGCGAUGUCGGCCUUGACAUUGUCCAGCUACACGGCUUAGAGCCCAUCGAGUGGGCCAGGAGCAUCGGGGUCCCGGUCAUAAGGGUGGGCGGGGUGCCUCCCCCUUCCGCACCAGCAUCUGUCCCUGAAGAGAAACCUGAGAACACAAGCGAGGGAAACGAGGUUGUGGAAACUUACACCGCCCCUCUUCCAUCUCCAGACCCCCUCCAGACCCUCUCGACACCCGGAUACCACCACUUUAUCCUGCUCGACACCACAUCCUCCGCUCAGUCCUCGUCUCCCAGCGGUGGUACAGGCAAAACGCUCGACUGGGCACUCGCAGCGCGUUUUGUGAGGAAGGGCGAGGUGCCUGUCAUUUCUCCGGACGAAGAACCCGCGAGCGCGUUCCCUCUGCCCCUCAUUCUUGCUGGUGGGCUCAAUCCUUUGAACGUGCGCGAAGCGGUUGAAGCGUGUGCGGCCGUGGAUGGUGGAUGUGAGCGGGGGCGUUGA